UGUUUUGUUUGCUCAUUCUUCAGGGAAGAUCAAUUUCCCUAACCUUUCUUUACUGUAUUACGUUUUCGCUCGCAUCGAAGUUCUACUUCGUUUACUUUCAUUACGAGAAGUUAAGUAUUUUGGUGACCCAACUCAAAGUUAGGCUACUUCUUGGCUGUUUUUGCCCUAGAAUUCUUUGUACCUCGUGGGGGGUAUGGAGACAGGCGGCAAUUCAUUAUCAUCUGGGCCUGACGGCGUGAAGAGGAAGGUCAGCUAUUUCUACGACCCUGAGGUCGGGAAUUACUAUUAUGGGCAGGGGCACCCAAUGAAGCCACACCGAAUCCGAAUGACGCAUGCCCUUCUCGCCCAUUAUGGCUUACUCCAGCAUAUGCAGGUUUUCAAGCCUCUUCCUGCGAGAGAUAAAGUCCUCUGCAGAUUUCACGCUGAUGAUUAUGUGGCGUUUCUUAAAAACAUUACCCCUGAAACGCAGCAAGACCAGUUGAGACAGCUUAAGCGCUUCAAUGUUGGUGAGGACUGUCCUGUCUUCGAUGGCCUUUAUUCUUUCUGUCAAACUUAUGCUGGUGGAUCUGUUGGUGGUGCCGUUAAGUUAAACCAUAAGGUUUGUGAUAUUGCUGUCAAUUGGUCUGGUGGUCUACACCAUGCGAAGAAGUGCGAAGCUUCUGGGUUCUGUUAUGUCAAUGAUAUUGUUCUGGCGAUACUGGAGCUCCUUAAACAUUAUGAGCGUGUUUUAUAUGUUGACAUUGAUAUCCACCAUGGAGAUGGUGUUGAAGAGGCUUUUUAUACAACCGACAGAGUCAUGACUGUAUCGUUCCACAAAUUUGGAGAUUAUUUUCCCGGUACAGGAGAUAUAAGAGACAUUGGUUAUGGGAAAGGAAAGUACUACUCACUUAAUGUUCCUUUGGAUGAUGGAAUUGAUGAUGAGAGCUAUCAUUACUUGUUCAAACCUAUAAUGGGAAAAGUUAUGGAAGUUUUUAGACCUGGUGCUGUUGUUCUCCAAUGUGGUGCUGACUCUCUUUCUGGCGAUAGGCUAGGAUGCUUUAACCUGUCAAUAAAAGGUCAUGGAGAGUGUGUUAGAUAUAUGAGAUCAUUCAAUGUGCCUCUAUUACUGCUUGGUGGGGGUGGCUACACCAUCCGUAACGUUGCUCGCUGCUGGUGCUACGAGACAGGAGUUGCUCUUGGGAUGGAGGUUGAUGACAAAAUGCCACAGCAUGAAUAUUAUGAGUAUUUUGGUCCUGAUUACACUCUGCAUGUUGCUCCCAGUAAUAUGGAGAACAAAAAUACACACCUUAUGCUGGAAGAAAUACAGGGAAAGCUACUUGAAUACCUUGCACGACUUCAGCAUGCGCCCAGUGUUCCAUUUCAAGAAAGGCCUCCUGAUACUGAACUCCCUGAGGCGGAUGAAGACCAGGAGGAUAAGGAUGAGAGAUGGGAUCCAGACUCAGAUAUGGAAGUUGACGAAGAGAGAAAACCCAUCCCAAGCAGAGUUAAAAGAGAAACGGUUGAGACUGAAAUCAAAGAGCCGGAAGUUAAUCCCGAGAGUACUAGAGGUUUAGAAAAAGCAGCUGCGGAGGCUACAAGUGCAAAGGCUUUAGAUAUAGGUUCUCUCAAACUUGAAGAGUCGGGCGUAAAACUCGAAGAGCCCAGCAAGCAGAAUGACCAAAUGUUCCCCUAGUCUUUGAAAGGGUGAAGAGGGCAGGGGAUCAAACACAGGAACAACUGACUCCAAGUAAAUAGAGGUGACUUUUGACAUUCUUUGUUGCACAGAUUUUUUAGACUUGGUAGUUUUUGUGCAAGAAUGAGCUGAGUCGUGGAAAUCUCGUUGUGCCUCAAGUAUUUGUGUAUAGAAGUCUGGAGUUGAUAUGGAUAAUCUUAUUAUUUAGACCAGUUAUGGAUGAUUUGCGCAAUGUUGCGAAAUGUAAAUCACCAUGGAGAAUAGAGUUUUCUGAGAUCUGUAGGUCAUGUCACUGGAGCUACUUAGUUCUUUGCCUCCCUAUGUGUCUUAAUUUAGCCCAAUACGUUUCUUUGAUCAAGAUGUUAGAGGUUAGAAUUCUCAUUUCCGAGAAUUGCCAUUUGAAACUUUGCAGGAGGGAUGGAGAAUUCUUAUUUUGGGAUGGGGACACAAUUUUCAUUCCAUCUAAAAGUUACAUAAAUCCUUUGUUC
Molecule: messenger RNA, 2160 nt
Organism: Cucurbita moschata (crookneck pumpkin)
Lineage: Eukaryota; Viridiplantae; Streptophyta; Magnoliopsida; Cucurbitales; Cucurbitaceae
Product: histone deacetylase 19-like
Exons: 8
Coding region: 194-1672 (492 amino acids)
Molecular function (GO): histone deacetylase activity
Source: RefSeq, a predicted model, not a curated record